Messenger RNA from Lodderomyces beijingensis, 459 nucleotides. Lineage: Eukaryota; Fungi; Ascomycota; Pichiomycetes; Serinales; Debaryomycetaceae. The record is from the annotation of a GenBank genome assembly.
AUGUCGAUUGCGAAACAGACCUUCCCAACAUUCAAACAGCUCUACCGCGAAAUCACCCGCGAGCUCCUCACCUACGAACAGAAAACCAAAGCCAUGCUCACGCUUCAAGAAGCCCAGAAACAGAAAGCGAAAUUGCUCUAUCAGAAGCUCCAACGAGCCAAAUCCGGCCAGUCUCAUCUCGAAAUAGAUGAACAGUUGAAGAGCCUCGAUCGCGCGCAGCCGUCGCUGCAGGGUGAGGGGGAAUUGCACGAUUUGAGGACUUUGCAUGGCAUCGUGGGCGAUAAAGCCGGCAUUAAUCCAUCUUACGAGUUGAACAACUUGAAUAAUGUUGCUGUUUAUUUGCGUAACCAGCGCGAGUAUUUCGAUUUGUUGGUUCGGUAUAACCCUGGCUUGAGCAUGGACCAGCUGGAGAAUGUUAGUCGUUCUGCUAACCGUGUGGGAUUGCUGGUGCCGGAAUAA